This is a messenger RNA of Podospora pseudocomata, 306 nucleotides long. RefSeq lists its product as uncharacterized. NCBI's taxonomy places the organism in Eukaryota, Fungi, Ascomycota, Sordariomycetes, Sordariales, Podosporaceae. Gene Ontology annotation, biological process: respiratory electron transport chain. The transcript has 3 exons. The record is from RefSeq and is a predicted model, not a curated record. Gene Ontology annotation, cellular component: mitochondrion. Bases 106 to 306 code for a protein of 66 amino acids.
GUUGGCCCGAACAGAGUACAUAAUUCGCAACCUCGGUUGACCCAUGAGAGUAGAGGAACAUGUGUAUCCCACAAUAAUUCUUCAUUCAACUCAGCGUCGGAAACAAUGUCCUCAACAAACCCAGAGCUGAGACAGCAAGUCGUGUCAAUUUACAAGCAGCUCUUGUACCUCGGCCGUGAUUACCCUCAGGGAUACAAUUACUUCCGCCCUCGCAUACACAGGGCCUUUAUGGCCAAUGCUAGCCUGACGGAUGAAGCGGAGAUACGUCAAGCCAUUGCGCGGGCGCAGUUUGUUCAGAAGGAUUGA